Molecule: messenger RNA, 3485 nt
Organism: Diachasma alloeum
Lineage: Eukaryota; Metazoa; Arthropoda; Insecta; Hymenoptera; Braconidae
Product: protein Aster-B
Exons: 7
Coding region: 183-2411 (742 amino acids)
Biological process (GO): intracellular sterol transport
Cellular component (GO): endoplasmic reticulum-plasma membrane contact site; endoplasmic reticulum membrane; plasma membrane
Molecular function (GO): sterol transfer activity; sterol binding
Source: RefSeq, a predicted model, not a curated record
UCUCCUCAGUUCCUGUUCGGUUGUAAUGGUUAUCAACUCCAGUUGCGUUGCAAGUGACGGGUUAUCAAGUGGUUAAUUGGAAAAAUUAAUUGGGGUUUUAAUUAUGUAGGCGAAGUGGUCGCCUGUGGUGAUGAUUCUGGAGGAGUGAAGAGAGGUUUCAACGCGGUUCCUGGCGAGGGGACAUGUACUGCGAGAAGGAGACGCUUGCGGAUCAUCCGAUAUCGAAUAUGAACAAAUCUGUCGAGAAUCUGUUGGUCUCGAGCCACGAGGUAUUGAGCUCGAUCAACUCAUCCUCCAUGGGCAGUGUUUCAUCAUCAAAAUCCCAGAGCGAUCACGGAAAUGAGGACGACAGUCGUCAUGACAAUCUCGGGAGAGGCAGCAGUGAUCACGAGAGAAAUCACGUGCCAAGUCCCAGUGCAUCGCCACAGCCCAGUCCCAAAAACACGAAGAGCAAGAAAUUCCCGUGGAAGAGUCAAGGCUCGAACAGUGGAAAGUCUGGGAGCAAUGAACCCACCGAUAGCUCGACGAAGACUGACGACCAGUCCACGGAGACUGCAAAGGGUUCGUCGGACUCCACCGAGCACAUUCGCCCCUCCAACGACGUCCGCAAGAGCGAGCGUUCGAAGAAAAAGUCAUCCUGGUACAACGUCCUCUAUCCAACGUACAAAUCUCGAUCUGAGGACUUCAAAAGGAUCUUCAAAGACGUUCCAGACGAUGAACGACUCGUAGUAGAUUAUUCCUGUGCCUUACAAAGAGAAAUACUGGUUCACGGCCGCUUAUAUGUCUCUCAAAACUACGUAUGCUUCUACGCUAAUAUAUUCACAUGGGAGACUAUCGUCUCCCUGAGGUGGAAAGACGUUGCCUCAAUUACCAAAGAAAAGACAGCUCUCGUUAUACCAAAUGCAAUAUCAAUAUGUACAGAAACUGAUAAAUUUUUCUUGACUACGUUUGGCGCCAGGGAUAAGAGUUACAUGAUGCUAUUCAAAAUUUGGCAGAACGCUUUAAUUGGUCAGCCCAUGAGCAAUACUGAGAUGUGGCAGCUAGUCCAUACUUGCUACGGAGAGGAAUUGGGCUUGACAUCGGACGAUGAGGAUUAUAUAUCCCCUUCAGCGCAGGAAGAGGAGAAAAUUCCGUCUAGAUUAUCAAUGGAGUCAUUCUCGGAGCCUGACCCCCCCAGCCCCGAUCAGCCGACCUCCCCCUCCCUCCCCGGAACUUCCCCAUCCUUUCCCCCCACCGAUCUGAACCAUGAAGCAACAGAUCAGAGUGACACGACCGAGAGUGACGUAGAAAAGCAAAAUCUCCGCCUAGGUCUCUGUCCCACCUCCGCCUGCACCUCGACCCACGAUGGCCGAACAAUAAUAAACACAACCCUCCCUAUCCACAUUGACCAGCUAUUCACCCUCCUCUUCACGACCUCCAAGUUCUUCCUGGACUUCCACACCGCCCGAAAAACCACCGAUCUCAUUCAGUCCGAGUGGACCCAACACUCCGAGACCAACAAGAAAAUGCGAACAGUCUCCCUGACAGUCUCUCUGACCCAGCCAGUUGGCCCCAGGAAGUCACAGGUCACCGAGACCCAGAUUAUGCUGCCCUGCAGUCGUCCAGGUCACCGUUACUGCAUCGACGUGGAGACGAACAACGCAGGGAUACCCUAUGCAGACUCCUUCAGUGUCUUCACUCACUUCUGCAUUGCAUACGUGUCCGAAUGCGAAACGAGCCUCCAGAUAUUUUCACAGAUUAAAUUCAAGAAGCACGUGUGGGCGGUGAUGAGGGGACUCAUCGAGAAGAACUGCUGGGCAGGGUUGGAGGAGUAUUUCAGCAGUCUGGUGAAGGCGUUGAGCGUCGAGUGCGAGGAGACUUCAGCUGGGAGUGGAAUAAAGAGGAAAACCAAAAGGAGACGACGAGCUGCGGCUGCUAACAAUGCCCUUCAGGCACAUCCACCAGACCUUCUGCCCCUCAAUCUGGCAUCUGCAGUUACGGAAUUACCCCUGAAUUCUGGGAUCAUCAAGCCACGAGAGGAGCCCAUCUCCAUCAUUAACUGGAUCCUGUUGAUUGCUGUUCUGUGUCUGAUGAUCAUCAAUGGACUGCUUUAUUACAAAUUGUGGGGGCUUGAGGAUGCAGCUGCUUAUACUGUGAUGGAUCUUCAUGUGUUGAGAAACACCCCCAAGACCGAGGAGGACUGGGUGCAUCUUCUCCAGCAGCAGGAGAGCCUGCAUAAUGUGGAGAUGAGGAGGUGGCAGAGAAUUCUACAGACUGCUGCGCAACUACUCAAGCAGACUGAGGAGUCACUCACGGAAUUGCAGAAGAGCAUGCAUCCAAUGGCGACGGACAAGAUGUUCUCGGUGCUCAAGCCGAAUUUGAAGGGGUUCUAUGGGGGGGAGGGGGCCCAGAGGCAGCGGGAUGAGAUUUGAGGGGUGAGGGAGGGUCUGGAGGAAGUGCUUGAAAUGGUCACGAAGUCUGAAAAGUCUCUUGAGGUUUGAAAUGCCAGGAAAAACGACUGUUCUGUGUAGUUUUUUGAGUUGAAGGUCGGUUGAGGGGGUCAAAUGGUCUUGCGGGUUUAGUACUUUUGAAGUUGAGGGUCAAACGACCCAUAAGGACAUUUGAAUUUCAGGAUUUAAUUGUCUUGAGGGUCAAACGAUCUUUAAACACGUUUGAAGUUGAGGCUGAAGUGAUUUUGAGGGUCAAAAGCCUUUUAAGGACGUUUGGACUCGAAGGUCAAACCAUCUUGAGGGUCAAACGGGUCAGACCAGAACGAUCGGAAAGGAUCAUUUAAUCCCCAACUAAAACCAAAGAACGUUUCCUGAAAUGCUCUAGUCGUUUUUCCUCAUAUUUCAUUCAUUUCAAGUCGACAAUGAGUGAAUAGCAUCUACGAAUGUUUAAAAAAUGCCCAGACAUUUUUUGAAAAAUGCACUAGUGAUCUACAAGUACAUCACGUUCCACCACUUCCCUCCCGAGUGAUUUGUAAUUAUUUGUAAUUAUUUAACGAAUUAAUUAAUUAUAAGUAUUAUUAUUCUUUUUCUAUCAAUUUUACCUCGUUUAGGGUACAGCUAUCCAGUGAUCCAUGAAUUUAAUUGAGUUUAUUUUGAUUCAGGAUACGAUCACUGAUAAUUUUUGUAAGUUAAAGUAUUUUGUUUUGAUGAAUUUACAUUCUACGAUUUUAUUAGGUAGGGGAAAUCAUUGGAAUUGGGGUAGUAGGGAAUUGUCUUUAGGAAAAAACCAGUGAAUUGUUCUUUGCUUUGUCAUUAGGUAAAACCUGUAGUGCAAUGGUAAAGAUGAAUGACUAAAUUCAAUGCAUUCCCAGGGCGAGUUUCAGAUUAAAAAAUUAUAAAAAACAUUUUCGCCUGAACCUAUGAGGUGUCUAAAUAUUUACGAAACAACCUGCGAAGAUGGGAAUAGUAAAAAACCAGAAUGCAUUUUAAGAAUUUUUUGUCAAUAUAUAUGACAAAAAAUGAUAAAUUGAAAAAAAAAACAUCAAGAGGUUUUUU